GCUGAAGGAGUGAGGAAUUCUGAAUUGAUUGCGGUGUUUCAACGCAGUCAAAGAGUUGGAUUAUGAUACGGAGGGAGGAGCAAACGUAGCUCAGAAGAGUUACGAGGGAACGGAGGAGGAGGUGAAGGAGGAGUUCGAGGAAGGUAUUUGAAAAAGCGUGUGAGUGAGUGAGUUAGUGAGAGAGUGAGUGAGAGAGAGAGAAGAAGAAGAAGAAGAAGAAGGGAAAAGGCAAGGUACAGAUUGACAGUGGAUUGGCGGCGGACCUGUGGGAGGAUGAUACGAGGGCGAAUUCCAUAACGUGACAGUUCAGUCACUUAUCCUUGUUGAGUGUCUGCCGACGAUUGAUCGCUGUUUUUUGACCUGGAGGGCAAUACCAUGGCGGACUCAGCCGACGAUUCCUCAGUUACAACAUCGGCAGAUCCGGUCCCAAGUAGUACUGCUUCAGUUCCGGCACCGAACGAUGUGAGUCCAGCGAAAGAUGUGAGUCCAGCAGAGACUCCAAGUAGUACUGCUUCAGUUCCGGCACCGAAAGAUGUGAGUCCAGCGAAAGAUGUGAGUCCAGCAGAGACUCCUUCAAAGACGGACAAAUCCGAGAUGCCCACUAAACCUAAGUGGGGGGAUGAUGAUUAUGGAGAUGGAGACUUGUCAUUGCCUCCCCUUGCUGGUCUAAAAGUUGACGAUGAUGCUGGGGACGUAGAUCGCCCAGAAGUGGUCUUGAAAUCUGACAAGUUAGAUGAAUCUAUUGAGUUCCCUGAAACGGAGAUAAAAAAGGUUACUGCCGACGACACCCCGUAUUCUUCAGCCAAGACUUUUGAGGACCUAAACCUUUCCCAAGCCCUGCUUCAGGGUUUGUAUUCGGAAAUGAAGUUUGAAAAGCCUAGUCGAAUCCAGGCGGAGACUUUGCCGAUGAUUUUGAUGCCCCCGUAUCGAAAUUUAAUUGCGCAAGCGCACAAUGGAUCAGGGAAGACUACUUGUUUUGUGUUGGGAAUGUUGAGCCGAGUCGAUGCAAGCGCCAAGUAUCCUCAGGCAUUAUGUGUGUGUCCGACGCGCGAAUUGGUCAUCCAGAACGAAGAAGUUUUACUGAAAAUGGGGAAGCACACUGGUAUAACUUGCGCCAGCACAGCUGCAAUUUCUGAGUCCACCUCUGUAUCAGCUUCUAGACGAAGCCAAAUAACUGACCAAAUUAUCAUUGGUACACCUGGUACGCUUAAGCGGUGGAUGACCAGGGACAAGAUUUUGAACACCAGGGGUAUCAAAAUUCUUGUAUUUGAUGAAGCCGACCACAUGCUGGAUCAGGAUGGUUUCCAAGACGAUUCCAUGAGAAUUAUCAGGGAUAUUAAGCAAGCUAAAGCAAGUUGUCAAAUUUUGCUCUUUUCAGCGACAUUUAGUGAGAAAGUUAAGGCAUUUGCGGAGAAGACCAUUCCUACACCGAACCACAUCUUCGUCCCAAAGGAGUCCCUCUCCCUAGAUGUUAUCAAACAAUAUAGAGUGAGGUGUCCAGACGUUGACUCCAAAGUGUCUGUUCUCAAGGACAGAAUAUUCCCCGCAGCAGAAAAAUUAGGGCAAUCAAUUAUAUUCGCCCGUACUCGUCAAAGUGCCAGCGACUUGCAUAGAAAACUCGAACAGGAUGGCCAUAAAUGCACCAGCAUCCAGGGUGGACUAUCGCACGAAGACCGAGAUCGGGUGAUAAAGGAGUUUAGAUCAGGAGAGACUAAGAUUCUGAUCGCGACCGAUUUGCUAGCCCGUGGAUUUGAUCAAGCGCAGGUGACAUUGGUUGUAAACUACGACAUUCCAAUCAAGAACACAUAUCCAUUCGAUCCUGAUUUUGAGCUAUACUUGCACAGGAUCGGUAGAAGUGGACGAUUCGGCCGCAAAGGUGCUGCAUUCAAUCUCAUGUCGAAUGAGAAGGAUGAAAAGAAUGUCGAUCGAAUUGAAACGCAUUUUAAAAGAGUCAUCCCUGAGGUACCUUGGGAUGAUGAUGAUGCUUUUGAGACAAUUCUGAAGGAUGCCGGUCUAGCUUAGAUGGAACCCAUCAGACGGUGUGUCAAGGACACGCAUGAACAACGAACAUUUCCACUUUCUCGUCACUCGUUCCUGUCUGCUAGUGGCAGGCACAUGGAUUGUAUAUUUGAUAUGUUAAUGGUCUUCAGGCCUCAGCAGAUCUAUUGGGCAUUUGUAGUUAUCUUCAGUGUUGACGUCUAUGUCACACUUAAAGUUUCUGUGAGACCGAAAUAGUCGAGCGUCUUUCAACCAACUCCCCAGCUUGUCUGCCCCUAAAGCUGUUUUGUUGCCCUCGCUGGGAUGGAACGACGUCGAUGGUGUCAAAUCGAAAUUGGCAGUUGAGUUGGGCACUUAUGCAGUACAAAUUUGGUGUCGCUGCUCCUUUUUGUAGUGUUUUUGCUAGGUUAACCGAGAAGAUGAUCGGACACAUAGUGACUUUACAUUGAGUUUGAUCUCCAAGUAUCACACGAUGUCAGACUAUGAUUCAACGUGUUGACUUCUGACUUGAAUUUGCGGAGGUUAUUUCCUCGAGUCAUAAAUCAGAUUCCUGAGUUUUAUGAGUUUGUUGGGGAACGUGUCGCAAUCUUGUCCUUGGGAAUUUGAGCAACUCUUCAGGCUUCAGGCUCUUAGUUUCCCAUUCAUCGUGUUCUUCUUAAGCUCGAUGAGUUAUCGAGCACCGAAACGUCAUUUAGUGAGAAAAUUUCACUAAGUGUAUCUUUGAUCGUCUCAAUUUUGACUUUAUUAUCAUUGAGGAUGUUUCUACGAUAUGUUUAAUACUCGUUACCACUUUCGUUAUAAUGCUCUCCCACCUGUUGUGGCCAAAAAUUUUCAAGCUGAAUUGCCCAAAUGCCGUUGUUUACCGCAUUCGUGCUUUCACAUCC
Marchantia polymorpha subsp. ruderalis is the source of this 2882-nucleotide messenger RNA. The record is from the annotation of a GenBank genome assembly. Lineage: Eukaryota; Viridiplantae; Streptophyta; Marchantiopsida; Marchantiales; Marchantiaceae.